Molecule: messenger RNA, 1370 nt
Organism: Olea europaea var. sylvestris
Lineage: Eukaryota; Viridiplantae; Streptophyta; Magnoliopsida; Lamiales; Oleaceae
Product: acyltransferase-like protein At1g54570, chloroplastic
Exons: 8
Coding region: 153-1355 (400 amino acids)
Cellular component (GO): membrane
Source: RefSeq, a predicted model, not a curated record
UUUUCCUGCUUACGGUAGUGAUUAUUCAUGUGGGCUGCUCUUCUGGUACAAGAUUUUUGUUCUUCCUGCUCCACGCUUUUCGCGGCGUGAAGCAAUUUCUGUUGGCAUAUAUAUAAUUAUUGAAAGUUUGAAGCCAUCAGGGUACAAUUUCGAUGGCUUCAAUUGUGAAAAGUUUCUGGGCAACACCUUCUUUUGCUUUGAAUUUGAACAAGAAACGUCAUUCUAGAUCUCAAAUUCAGUGUUCAGCUAGUGGGGAUUCGGCUGCUGCUGCAUUAUCUGUAGAAUCUGUUAAAGUGAAUAGGAUUGUUGAUGGAGUAUCAUCUUCUGUUGUGAAGGAAAAGGAGGAGACGGAUAGGCUUUCAGUUGAGGUGGGGCAUGAUCACAGGGGUUCAAAUGUGGAGGAAAAGAAGAGGGAAAAAGUUUCAGACGACGAAAAGUUGGAGCCUUUAUGGGAUGAUGGAUAUGGAACUCAGAGUGUGAAGGAUUAUCUUGAAUCAGCCAAAGAGAUUAUUAAGCCGGACGGGGGGCCGCCGAGAUGGUUCACCCCAAUAUCUUGUGGUCCGCCCUUAAAGGAUUCGCCAAUUCUUCUGUUCUUGCCCGGAAUGGAUGGUCUUGGACUUGGUCUCAUUCUGCAUCACAAGUCUCUUGGCAAGGUCUUUCAAGUUCGGUGCAUGCAUGUUCCUGUGCAGGAUCGAACACCGUUUGAAGUCUUGGUAGAAUGGGUCGAAAAGACUCUGAGGUCCGAGCAUUCUUCAGCCCCAAAGAGACCCAUUUAUAUCGUGGGAGACUCACUCGGUGGAUGCUUAGCACUUGCAGUUGCAGCUCGUAAUCCUAAUAUUGACCUUGUGGUGAUAUUAGCUAAUCCAGCAACUUCGUUUGGCAGGUCACAACUGCAACCUUUGCUGCCUCUGUUGGAGGCCUUGCCUAAUGAACUCCAUACCACCGUUCCGUAUCUUCUAAGCUUUGUUAUGGGUGAUCCAGUGAAGAUGGCAACAGCUAAUAUUGACUCAAUGCUGCCUCCCACGAAAUAUUUUGAGCAGUUAUCUGGGAACCUUACUGGUCUGCUACCACGUCUUUCUGGGUUGUCUGAUAUCAUACCUAAGAAAACUCUUCUUUGGAAACUCAAGCUGCUCAAGUCUGCUGCGGCAUAUGCUAAUUCUCGUCUUCAUGCCAUUAAAGCUGAAGUACUCGUUCUUGCUAGUGGCAAGGAUAACAUGCUUCCCAGUAAAGAUGAAGCUUGGAGACUUUCACGUUCAAUACAGAAUUGCAAAAUGCGAUACUUCAAGGACAAUGGGCAUACCAUACUAUUGGUAGGUGAGAAUUUUCCCCAUGCAUCGAUGCCUCUAGAGUUCUAAUAGCUCUAACUAGGU